Eimeria mitis is the source of this 504-nucleotide messenger RNA. RefSeq lists its product as uncharacterized. The transcript is spliced from 5 exons. Lineage: Eukaryota; Apicomplexa; Conoidasida; Eucoccidiorida; Eimeriidae. Gene Ontology annotation, molecular function: protein serine/threonine phosphatase activity. The record is from RefSeq and is a predicted model, not a curated record. Gene Ontology annotation, cellular component: nucleus; cytosol. The coding region runs from base 1 to 504 and encodes 167 amino acids.
AUGAAUGCAAUGUACGGGUUCAAGGGGGAGAUGCUGCACAAGUAUGAUGAACGCCUUUACCAAAUUUUCACUGAAGCGUUCCGCUUGUUGCCACUGGCAUUUGUGGUGAACAACAAAGCAUUCGUAGUUCAUGGGGGUCUAUCUCUGCUGAUGACGGAUUUGUUGUGGUCUGACCCCUCUCCACUUCCUGGACUGACCCCAUCAAAGAGAGGCGUUGCAUGUCAGUUCGGCCCCGACAUUACAGCCAAGUUCCUCAAGGACAACAACUUGAGCUUUGUUAUUCGUUCACACGAAAUGAAAGAGGAGGGUUAUGAAGUUGAACACGGCGGCAAACUGAUAACUGUAUUUAGUGCUCCGAACUAUUGUGACGAAAUGGGCAAUAAGGGGGCUUUUAUCAGGCUGAAAGGUUCCGAGAUGGAGCCGAAAUUCCACCAGUUUACGGCCGUUUCUCAUCCUCCAGGGCCUGCCAUGCAGUAUGCAAAUCCCAUGUUAAGUUUCGUCUGA